AUGGCAGCCGUAGGGAAGCCAAUUUUUUACCACCAAGGAGCAAUAUUACAUGAUGGAAAGUAUGGAAUAUUUCCAUUUGUGUAUGAAAGCAUAGCAAAGAAAAAAAGCAAAAACAGGGAGGCUGGUGUUGUAGAAAUCAAGGCUACACAGAAUCUCAACAAAGAAGCCAUAAGGGCAAUGCUACUGAAUAAUGGCAUUCCAGGCAUCAAAGCUAAAUGGCCUUCCCAUCUACCCAAGGACAUAUGGAUUCAGUGGGAUAAUGCCAGACCUCAUCAAAUUCCAAGGGAUGAGGAAUUUGAAUCAGCCUGUCACUCAAAUGGAUUCAAUAUUCAGUUCAUUUUCCAGCCAGCUCAGUCCUUAGACUUAAAUGUGCUAGAUCUAGGGCUGUUCAAUGUAAUACAAUCCAUACAAUACCAACCUUUUCCUAAGAACUUAGGGGAACUCAUAGAGAAGGUCACAAAGGCUUAUGAUUUGUUCAACUCAAUGCUGAACAAACAUUGUUGGAUAACACUCCAAUGUUGCAUGGAAGAAAUACUCAAUCACCUAGGAGGGAAUAACUUCACCCCACCCCACAAAGGCAAGAAAAGGCUUGAAAGGAUUGGGAUGUUGCCAGAGCAAUUAGAGGUGGACAAGAAUGUGGUUCAACAGGCUGUUGAUUACCUCAACAUUGUUUUCAUAUCAACAGGUGAAGGGAAUGAAGAAGAUGAAGGCAUGCAAGUAGAUGCAGACUGA
Chenopodium quinoa (quinoa) is the source of this 732-nucleotide messenger RNA. RefSeq lists its product as uncharacterized. Gene Ontology annotation, molecular function: nucleic acid binding. The record is from RefSeq and is a predicted model, not a curated record. The transcript has a single exon. The coding region runs from base 1 to 732 and encodes 243 amino acids. Lineage: Eukaryota; Viridiplantae; Streptophyta; Magnoliopsida; Caryophyllales; Amaranthaceae.